This is a messenger RNA of Zychaea mexicana, 354 nucleotides long. RefSeq lists its product as uncharacterized. The record is from RefSeq and is a predicted model, not a curated record. The transcript has 4 exons. The coding region runs from base 1 to 354 and encodes 117 amino acids. Lineage: Eukaryota; Fungi; Mucoromycota; Mucoromycetes; Mucorales; Lichtheimiaceae.
AUGGUUGAGACCCAUAGCAGAGCAUUCCUACCCAAGACUGCCUUAGUCUUAUGCCGGCAGGUCCGUCUCUCUCAAGGUUCCCUGUUCCCUGUGGGGCCACCUCUUUAUGGGCUAAGAUAUUGUUACCAGGAAGCCCGUAGCAGAGAUCUCCCUACUUCUCACUACAAUUGCAUUGCAGCGAUGCCGGUAGGAAUGUCUCUCUCAUGGUUCAUCCAAAAGCAGUCAACAAACCGCACGGUUGACGUUGACCACAAAUGGAGCACCAAUACGGGCUAUACCAUUGUAAAGCCGUACCGUCGCAGCAUAAGCCCUCUAAGAGAAGAAAAUAGAUUGAGAGCGGGUAUUAAGCUUUAA